AUGGCAGAAAAAACUGACGACCGCUCGAUAUAUAUUGAUUUGCAGCUGGUAAACUCAACGGCACAAAAAGUCUGCUCUCUGCAAGACAGUGGAUCAUGGAAAGAUGGCCCCCGCACAAUCCACCGGGUCCCCCUCAACAUCCGGAAGGGCGACACAAAUGCCUACGAGCCCAAAAUUUUAUCAAUCGGCCCAUACCACCGUGGCGAUCAGAAACUCCAAGCCAUGGAGGUGCACAAAAUGAGGUACCUCCGCGAACUACUCGGCUCCAACCUUGAAGCCAAUAUCACGAAGUGUGUCGAAAAGAUCAAGAAGCUGGAGAAAGAAGCAAGAAGGUGCUACUCUGAGAUAAUUGAACUCGGGAGCAAAGAGUUUGUGGAAAUGAUGCUGCUCGACGGCUGCUUCAUCAUCCAAUUCUUGAUACAAAGGAACCAACCUGAAGAAAGUAAACAGAAGAGGAGGCAAGCUGGCGAUCCUAUCUAUGUCGUGAGCUGGAUGUCACCCCUCAUAAGGCAUGACUUGCUAAUGCUCGAGAACCAGAUUCCAUUCAUCAUCCUCAAGGCUAUCUUCGAUGUCGUGCAGAGUUCCCGGCAAGAAACUCCCUCACUCAUGGAGCUAGCACUCAAUUACAUCACACACGGAAGGGUAAUUUCACGACCUAUAUAUCCCUCUCCACCCCAUCAUUUGCUGCAUUUGUUCCAUUUAUUUCAUUCAUGCGUCCUUACACCUCCAAGACCCCCGGCCUCCACUUCUGAUCAUCCCUUGGUUAAAUUUUUCUUAAAAUUUAUGCCUCAACGACGAACCCCUUCCGACAUUCAUUUCACCGAGGAACGGACCCCGAGAACGAUCCCAUGUGCAUCAGAGCUCAGGGAGGCAGGGGUCCGGUUUGAGAUGAAGGAGAGCGACAGUUUCUUGGACGUGACAUUCAGCAAUCCUGUACUCCAAAUUCCAUUGCUAUCAGUCGGCAACUCGUUGAACCCCUUGCUCCGUAACCUCAUCGCCUUCGAGCAGUGCUGCCCGGAUGCAUGUAGCUAUUUCACAUCUUAUGCAGUGCUGAUGGAUGACUUGAUUAACACGCCAAGGGACGUAGCCAUCCUCCACAGCCGGGGGAUCGUCGAAAACAAGCUGGGGAGCGACGAGGACGUCGCGCUGCUCUUCAACCGGCUGAUGACGCAUGUCACGUUCACGGCGGAUAGCAACAUCUACGCUGAGCUCUUCAAGCAGGUGAACGCGCACUGCGGAUCCAAGUUGAACAAGUGGCGGGCAAAGCUGGUGCGCGAGUACUUCAGCAACCCAUGGUCCAUCAUCUCGCUGCUGGCCGCCAUUGCUCUGCUGGUUCUCACCAUCAUACAGACCGUCUUCUCCAUAACAUCCUACUACCAUGUUCCAACUCACCCUUGA
Molecule: messenger RNA, 1398 nt
Organism: Phoenix dactylifera (date palm)
Lineage: Eukaryota; Viridiplantae; Streptophyta; Magnoliopsida; Arecales; Arecaceae
Product: UPF0481 protein At3g47200-like
Source: RefSeq, a predicted model, not a curated record